CACUAUUUACUUUGAACGCACGUGCUCUGACGAGCUUUACCGUACAGUUGUGCUUUAUUUUUACUGUUAUACCACAAUAUUACUAUAGUUUAACGUGUUGGAAAGCUUUCUGUCCGGAAAAAGAAACGUACGGUACGGUGAGAUGUCUUCGACAGACGAACUACGCGAGGUUGAAGUUGAGAUCAAAGGCAAUGAACAUGAAGCGCAACAUGGGCACCAAAUGAGUAUGGGCGAUAGAGAUCCCACAUCAAUGAAUGACCACGUGAAGGUAUUUUUCCAAGACGUGUUUGCGGAACCCGACGGCUCACACAGUAUCGACGUAAUCUGGCGCACAAGUUUCUCAGCAUUUGUCAACACCAAAUACUGGUGCUACAGAAUCAUCACAGCCGUUCUUGGCAUUCCGACCGCGGUGCUUUGUGGGAUAUAUUUCGCUUGCCUUAGUUUUGACUACAUUUGGUGCAUCAUGCCUUGUCUAAGGGCCUACGUUAUUGAGCUACAGUGCCUAGGAAAGAUUUUUGGACUUUGCCUGAGGACCUUUUUCGAUCCUUUCUUCGAAUCCGUGGGAAAGAUAUUUGGUGGCAUCAAAAUUUCCUCGCAAACCGUGUAAGAGUAGCCAAGGGUGACAAGAGUGAAAAGGCAUUUUUUAUAACAAUUCUUAUGAAUCACCCACUUGUUUUCUAUUAUGUUAUUUGGGUUUAUAACCGUUCUGAACGUGGGCAAUUUUAUGGAGUGCUUAACAUUUGUCAGAAUAAACCAGUUAGGAUGACACUUGAAUAAUGAUAAGGGUUUUUCCAAAAUCAACAAACCAACUGAACGAGAUCGAUGGCGCUUACCAUUUAGAAUUCGAUUUCCCCUCGAGACUAGAAUUUAGUAAAUUGUAAGGAAAUUUCUGCCGUUUCGUUCCGAACGGAAAAAUACGACUACCUAUGGAGAGAAAUUUCCCGGACACUAUGCAGGGAUGUGGACGUAGAUGAACACACAAAAGAGGGCAAUCGAAAUCAAUCGAACGUUCGAUUUCCGAACUUUUGAUUUUUUUAAAACUGCUGUUCGAGUUGUUAAAAAGGAUAAGUUUUUCGAAGCUCGAGUUACUUCAGUAUAACACGUGUUUUGGCAAGCGCAGACAUCCUGAAGAAACGGCUUCAGAUGGACUGUGGGUUGUUAGCUUUAAAUGCGUAGUUAAAAGCUACGAAGAGUGCUGCUCUGACGCGAAGGAGGGUGAAGAUUUUAAAGUUUUAAAGAAAAUAGACAAAAAUGGCCUUGCUUUUCGAGUUGUAAAUGAGCACGGACAAUUGGGUCACCUUCAAAAAGAACUGGUUGCGUCCCUCUAGCUUGUUAAUGCUUUUAUCACUUGGUAAGUGAAGACGCUUGUACAGUCGAACCUCGAUUAUCCGGACUCGUCGGGACCUCGGUAAAUAGUCCGGAUAAUCGAGAGUCCGGAUAAUCGAAAACAUGAAUAUUAUUGAGAUAGAUAUGUGAACAAAAGGUAAACAGCAAAGAAAACAUCAUUUUAAUUGUGAAAUCUACACAGCCUGUAUGUAUUUGCAAAUAAAAACUUUCAGUUCAGGUAUUUACAAAGGUCU
Messenger RNA from Orbicella faveolata, 1580 nucleotides. RefSeq names its product caveolin-1-like. Gene Ontology annotation, cellular component: caveola. NCBI's taxonomy places the organism in Eukaryota, Metazoa, Cnidaria, Anthozoa, Scleractinia, Merulinidae. Gene Ontology annotation, biological process: caveola assembly. Gene Ontology annotation, molecular function: molecular adaptor activity. The record is from RefSeq and is a predicted model, not a curated record.